Messenger RNA from Scheffersomyces coipomensis, 2015 nucleotides. RefSeq names its product malate synthase (gene MLS1). The transcript has a single exon. Lineage: Eukaryota; Fungi; Ascomycota; Pichiomycetes; Serinales; Debaryomycetaceae. Gene Ontology annotation, cellular component: peroxisomal matrix; cytoplasm. Bases 102 to 1757 code for a protein of 551 amino acids. Gene Ontology annotation, molecular function: malate synthase activity. The record is from RefSeq and is a predicted model, not a curated record. Gene Ontology annotation, biological process: glyoxylate cycle.
UUUUGAAAAUUUAUAGUAAUAGAAUUUAUAAUAGUUUUUAAAAAAGUUUUUCUCUAUUUGAAUUAAUAUAGAUAUAAACUAUUUCAAUUAUAUUAAUCAACAUGUCAGGUCCAUUUCCAUUAACCAGUGAUAAACUUAAAGGUGUUCAAAUUUUAGGUUCUGUACCUCAAGAAGCUAAGCAUAUUUUUAAUGCUGAAGCUUUAGGUUUAGUUGCUACUUUACAUCGUUCAUUCAAUGCUCAUAGAAAACAAUUAUUAGCUAAUAGAAAAGUUGCUCAAAAAGCUAGAGAUGCUGGUGUUUUACCAGAUUUCUUACCUGAAACCGCUUAUAUUAGAAAUGAUGCUACUUGGACUGGUCCACCUUUAGCCAAAGGUUUACAAGAUAGAAGAGUUGAAAUCACAGGUCCAACCGAUAGAAAAAUGGUUAUUAAUGCUUUAAAUUCAAAUGUUGCUACUUAUAUGGCUGAUUUUGAAGAUUCUUUAACUCCAGCUUGGACUAAUUUAGUUGAAGGUCAAGUUAAUUUAUAUGAUGCUGUUAGAAGAAAUCUUGAAUUUGAAACUAAUGGUAAAAAAUAUAAAUUAAAUUUAGAUCCAAAAAGACAUAUUCCAACUUUAAUUGUCAGACCAAGAGGAUGGCAUUUAGAAGAAAAGCAUGUUUUAGUUGAUGGUGAACCAGUUAGUGGAGGUAUUUUUGAUUUUGCCCUUUAUUUCUAUAAUAAUGCUGCUGAAGCUAUUCAACAAGGUUUUGGUCCUUACUUCUAUUUACCAAAAAUGGAACAUCAUUUAGAAGCUAAAUUAUGGAAUGAUAUUUUCAACUAUUCCCAAGAUUAUAUUGGAUUACCAAGAGGUUCCAUUAGAGGUUCAGUUUUAAUUGAAACAUUACCAGCUGCUUUCCAAAUGGAUGAAAUCAUUUAUCAAUUAAGAACACAUAUUGCUGGAUUAAACUGUGGUAGAUGGGAUUAUAUUUUCUCUUAUAUUAAAUCGUUAAGAAAUCACCCUGAAUUUAUUUUACCAGAUAGAUCUCAAGUUACCAUGUCUGCUCCAUUCAUGUCAUCUUAUGUUAAAUUAUUAGUUAAUACCUGUCAUAAAAGACAAGUUCAUGCUUUAGGUGGUAUGGCUGCUCAAAUUCCAAUUAAAGAUGAUAAAGAAAGAAACAGAUUAGCUUUAGAAAAUGUUGCCAAAGAUAAAUUAAGAGAAGUUAAUGCUGGUUGUGAUUCUUGUUGGGUUGCUCAUCCUGCUUUAGUCCCAGUUGUCUUAAAAGUCUUUAAUGAACAUAUGAAAGGUCCAAAUCAAAUCAAUGUUCCACCAAAGGUUCCUUAUACUCCAGUCACUGCUCGUGAUUUAUUAAGUCCAUUUGUUCCAGGAGCUAAGAUUACUGAACAGGGUAUUAGAGCCAAUAUUAUUAUUGGUUUAUCUUAUAUUGAAGCUUGGUUAAGAAAUGUUGGUUGUGUUCCAAUUAAUUAUUUAAUGGAAGAUGCUGCCACUGCUGAAGUUUCAAGAACCCAAAUUUGGCAAUGGGUUACUCAUGGUGCCAAGACUGAUCAAGGUGUAACCAUCACUAAAGAUUAUGUUAAAAGAUUAUUAAACGAAGAAUAUACUAAAUUAGCCAAUGCAGCUAAACCAGGUAAUAAAUUCAAGCGUGCUUUAAGUUACUUUGCUCCCGAAGCUGCCGCUGAAAAGUAUAGUGAUUUCGUUACUACUUUAAUUUACGAUGAAAUCACUACUCUUGGUAGAGCUGUUGCUGCUGAAAAAUUAUAAAUGCAUAUAUCUAACUUUUAAACGAUUCAGAUUCUGGAUAAUCUGAGAAGUUUAACGAUGAUGAUUAAAUUCUAGUGGGGACAUUCACUUGAGUUUGAGUUUUCCUUGCUUUUUUUGCUUUUUCACCCUAUUCUUUUGAGAAUAUACUAUGAUAUGUCAUUAUCUUAAGUGUAUCCUACGUUUCCUUCUCUAUAUAUCGUAUUUAUUUAUUAUAUAAUAUUCAAACAAACAAAUAUAUUAUGAAACUACAAACCCCAU